Brassica napus (rape) is the source of this 1925-nucleotide messenger RNA. Its product is annotated as glycosyltransferase BC10. Bases 574 to 1854 code for a protein of 426 amino acids. Gene Ontology annotation, molecular function: glycosyltransferase activity. The record is from RefSeq and is a predicted model, not a curated record. NCBI's taxonomy places the organism in Eukaryota, Viridiplantae, Streptophyta, Magnoliopsida, Brassicales, Brassicaceae. The transcript has 2 exons. Gene Ontology annotation, cellular component: membrane.
UAAAAGUAAAUCACUAAUAAAGUAUGCCGCUGAAUGCCGUAUUUGACUAAUAUUUAGCCACCAGAGGAAAAAGAAGAGGGAGAAAGUUUUGGCAAUGACAUCUAGUGCGCCUAAAAUUAGGCAUGAAAUUGUGUUCCUCGGGUUCGUGGGUCAGCACCGAACAUCUUGCGCACGCUUCUACUUUUUUUUUAUACUAAUUCGUAUCACAAACGUCAGCACCGAACAUCUUGCGCACCGUUAACCUCAUUUUCAAUUUGCCUAGUUUUUUUUUUUUUUUACAAGGUGUCCCCUUUACUUAAACUGCAAUCAUUUGUACCUCUUACCCCGGCAUAUGGCAAGAUAACACACUGUCAGAUCGUAUGAAUGUUUAAGAUCUAAGACCUAAGUUUUUUUUAUUCAACACAUGACUAUUAAUGACUUAGUCACUAAACAAUAGAUGGAAAAAGCAAACAGGUCAACUCUUCAUUCCAUAGUCUACCCUGAUAACGUACUUAGCUUGAAAACUCUCCUUUGACUUUGUCUAAUACACUCCAAGUACCUUAUUAUUUAUUCUUGCACACCUUGUAACAGCGCAUGUAUAAUAACUGUUGCAGAACCCUUAACGAUCACAGUCCCUCUCUCCUCUCUCUCUUUCUGUCCAAUAUGGGCGUUAUUGAUCAAAAGAGCAAGAAAGAAGAUGAACACCCAAUGAUCUCAAAGCCCUCGAGAUUGAUUCUCUUAGUAAAGGGUAAGCAUCUGUUAAGCCCGCUCGUUUUCAUCACUGGUUUCUCAAUUGGUCUCUUUCUUUGUCUGCAACUAAAAUCCUUCCACAUGCCGACGAUGAAGACACAACAACAAUCCUUCUGGUCCACAUUACUAUUCAACCACACAACAACAAUGGAGACCAAACAAGAGCUGCAACUACAAGUACUUCAACACAACAUGACGGAUCAAGAACUCUUUACCAGGGUCUCCUCAUUAUCAUCAUCAAAAUCAUCUUCAUGGUUUGGAUGGAGAUAUAAUAAUGAUGAGAAGAUGGUUGUCAAAGUGGCUUUCAUGUUCUUGACAGGUCGCGGACUCCCAUUGGCUUCUUUAUGGGAUAAGUUCUUUGAAGGACACGAAGGGUAUUAUUCCAUUUAUAUUCAUACUCAUCCAUCUUUUCAAGACCAUUACCCUGAAACAUCCGUCUUCUACUCAAGAAGAAUCCCAAGCCAGGCGGUCUAUUGGGGAACAUCAUCAAUGGUAGACGCAGAGAGAAGACUCUUAGCCAACGCUCUCCUCGACGAAUCAAACCAAAGAUUCGUCCUCUUGUCCGAUUCUUGCAUCCCACUUUACAAUUUCACAACCAUCUAUGACUACUUAACCGGCACUAAUCUCAGCUUCAUCGGCUCAUUCGACGACCCAAGAAAAUCUGGUCGAGGCCGGUACAACCCCCAAAUGCAUCCACAAAUCAAUAUCACACAUUGGCGUAAAGGAUCACAAUGGUUUGAAACCACACGCGAGCUAGCUCUUCAUAUAAUCUCAGACACGGUCUAUUACAAGGUAUUCGACCAGCAUUGCAAACCGCCUUGUUACAUGGACGAACAUUACAUCCCAACUCUCGUUCAUAUGUUGCAUGGAGAGAUGAGCUCAAACCGGUCUUUGACUUGGGUUGAUUGGUCGAAAGCCGGUCCACAUCCUGGACGGUUUAUUUGGCCUGAUAUUACUGAUGAGUUUCUUAACCGUAUCCGGUUUACAGAGGAGUGUGCGUAUUAUGGUCGUGAUGGUGAGAAUGUUACAACUUCUAAAUGUUUUUUGUUUGCGAGGAAAUUCACAAAAGAGACUUUAGAACCUUUGUUAAGAAUCUCUCCUGCAGUUCUUGGCUUUGGUCCGUAAUCACUUCAAUCUUUGUAAUUUUUUUUCAGUUAGUAAAUAUCAGUAUGCUAAUAAAGUGAUAAUAUUUAGAA